UUCCGCCUCCGUAUAGUGAUACAUCUGUACGGCUUCAAGUAGUCUCCAGCUGUCUCCGGGCGGCUGCGUGAGACACUUUUCUCGUCAUGGUUACUCCAACACUGGUCCUGCUCGGCGCUGUCUUCGUCGUCAGCUCCACAGUAUUUCUGUUACUGAAGAAAGGAAGGCGCGAAGUGCUCUUGAGCCGACUUCAUUGGGAGCGCCGACGGUUCUCCGGUUCAAAGACUCCUCCUCGGUCGUUGUCACCAGAGAAGGAAACCAACAACUCAGCGCCGGACUACUCGGAUGUAUAUCCUCCAUCUCGUAAGAUCGCACUGGCGGACAUCCCCGGUUUCGCCGAGAAGUUAGGCAAGAGCCAGGACGAUGUGAUACUAUCUGCAGAAAAGAGAGAAUGUGUGCCGCUCACCACUGAGCUUCACGAUGCGAAGAAGACGAUGUGCACACCCUGUGAGUUCACGGUAGAGGAGAUCCAAGCACUCGGGGACUUUCCGGACUACGCUACGCUGAGUGGUAUACCCCUUCCCGAGCCCUACUAUGACUUCGACAUCAAGAAGGCGAAGCCCAGACCAUACCGACCUUUCCGAUGGGCUUACCAUCAAACGAUGUCAGCUCUCACCAAGAUGGAACCCGACUGGUGGCUUGAGCUCGAGAGCACAUACGAAGAGCGCAUACGGCAGCGGAAGGAGAUAUACACGAGAGAAAGGGAGAACGUCUUGAACAUGCUUCCUGGCUCAUAUUUUGCCUGCAAGGAGCUCAUGGAGAUGUCUCUGCAAUUUCUCUGCGCGCGCUAUCCGCAGUACUUCCACCUGGAUACCGAGAAGAUGAUCUUCUACAACAGUAUUCUCAAAACAGAGUCAGACCUGAAGAACACUCAUCCACUGCACGUGCUUUUCAGCAACGUCCCCGAAGACUUUGCCAUUACAAUGCGAAACCCAGACGACGGCUUGUACAGCUUCCGCGCAGGCACGAUCUGUAGUGCUUUAGGGUGGAACGUAGGCUCGAAGAUUGGCAAGACAUUGCCCGAGAUACAUGCACCGGUGCCGGAUUACAAGGAGAAGAUGCAGUUCUCGAUGGAUCGCUACUUCACGAAGAAGCCCACUGAUAAGGCCAUCCAGCGUGGGUCAUGGGGUCUGGAGGUGGACCAGCCGCUCUACAUGCCGCCCGGCGACCCACACGAGAAGCUACGCGACGUCCAGAUGCCCGAGCUCGACAUCUCACGCUGCAAUCUCCGAGUCGACUGGCAGACACUACGUCGCCUGCCGCUGUCGGGUGCCAUUGUCUUCAAUUUCAAAGCUCUAUUUACACCGGUCGAGGAGUUCCGCGCCGAGCCUUUUGUGCCGGCGCUGGUCCUGAAGGUGCUGAAUGAGGCGAAGCCGAACUUGAUGGCAUACAAGAACACAUGGCACACCGAACACGUUGUCAAGCCUGCAUUGGAGGCGUGGGCCAAGGAGCAGGUUGAGAAGGGAUGGGUCCCCGAGGACUGGGAACCGCAUACUUUGGACGACAGCCCGUACUUCCCGGGCUGGGAGGAGAAGUGGCAUCGGCAGCAAGGCUUCUGAGUCGUGCACAUGCAUGCGACAUAUAUACUUUUGUACAUACUGGGCGCUGGGAUUCCUUUCAAGCGA
This is a messenger RNA of Paraphaeosphaeria sporulosa, 1625 nucleotides long. RefSeq lists its product as uncharacterized. Lineage: Eukaryota; Fungi; Ascomycota; Dothideomycetes; Pleosporales; Didymosphaeriaceae. The record is from RefSeq and is a predicted model, not a curated record. Bases 87 to 1559 code for a protein of 490 amino acids. The transcript is spliced from 3 exons.